This is a messenger RNA of Heterobilharzia americana, 2184 nucleotides long. Lineage: Eukaryota; Metazoa; Platyhelminthes; Trematoda; Strigeidida; Schistosomatidae. The record is from the annotation of a GenBank genome assembly.
AUGAAUGACCUGUCUCUGCGCACAAGAGGUUAUUUCAAGUUUCUAACCAACUGUCCGGCGAACAAGCGAGAAUGGACUCGAGCAGUGCUUAUUUUACAUCGAGAUCCAAAGAAUGCAGUGAUCACAGCUGACUUACAAGAUACAGAAUAUGAAACAUUAGAUUUACCUGAUACAAAAAUUGUUAUCCAAUUGAGCUUAUUUAAAAUAUGCCGAAAACAUGCGAUUACCAUUCAUACUUCAACAUCGGAAGACUGUAGUCAUUCAAAUCUAAAACAUUCUCCAAACUCUUUUAAAACAUCUACGCCAUGCUAUCAAAUUCAUUUGAGUUCACGAUUUCUAUUUGGAAAGAAACAAUUAUGGUUAGGUUUCAUUACACCUUUUGAUCAAGAUAUUUGGUAUUCAGCAUUAAAAACAUUAUUAUCAAAGCAUGGUGGCAAGAAGAAUAUCCUAAGUGGUCCUGAUGCUAUUCAAGCUUCUGCACUGAGUUUAUCACAGACAUCAGAAUUAGAUUUAUUGGCUUCAGCUUUACCAAAUAUUUUAGACAAUGAAAUAUAUGAAAGUACUUCUACUCCAGAUACCUUCUCCGUCUGCAUCAUUCACACAGAGAAAUCAAAGGAUUUAGGUCUGUCAGGUCGUUAUUUACUACGCUUAAAAGAAAGUGCAUUUGAGUUACUUGAUCCAGAUACUUACUCAAUAGUAAGAGUAUGGCCUAUCAAAUAUGUACGCAAAUUCGGUACGUGCUACAGACUCAAAAAAUGGAUUAUAGAACAGGUAUUAAAAAAAGAAUCUGAAGAAUUUCAUUUAACUGAAUCAAAUAAUUGUUGGUUUUCAUCAGAGCCAAGAAAAAAGCGAAAUAUAAUCACUUCUCCUGAUUUAUUGAAUUCAAGAUUGAUAACAAAACCACGUGCUAGUUCAGUAAAUGAAUUUAUUCUACAAAACAAAGAAUCAUUAUAUCCAAAUUCACAUCAAUAUUCAUCAAACAUGUUACCUAAAGAAAUCUCUGUCUCAUUAGCUUAUGAUAGCGAUGUUAAAUCAUCUUCAUCUUCAUGGUUAUUUCCAGAUGAUAAUUUUUUAUCACCUAAUGGUAAGUGUUUUACUGAACGUUCAUGUCAAACACUAUUUGGAAAUGAUACUUCAGAACAUUCAAAACACUUAAUUAACAAUAAUAAUUCACCAUGUAUUUCUCCAAUUAGACAACAAAUUCAAGAACAGAAUACUAUUGAUAAUAAUUUUGGUUCACAGGAAACAUUCAUCUCAGAAACAUUAUGUGAUCAAGAGAAUAAUCAUAACAAUAAUGAUAAUCAUAAUAAUCUUAACUUGGAGGAAGACGAUGAUGAUGAUGAUGAUGAUACCGGCGAUUUCAGUGGAACCUCACAACCAGUUUAUGCAAACGCUGAACAGAUUACCAAUACAAUAUUCAAUGCAAAGACUAAUCAAAUACACAAAGAAAGGAUACUAAUGCAUGGCUUCAGUAAUGUGGAUGAAACAGUGGUAACAUCAUGCUCAAUGGAUGUGAAUUCAUCAAUUCCGACAAUACAUGAUACAUCAACAUUAUCAUUGUUGACAACAGCUUCAUCAUCAACAUCAUCAACACAGUCAUCUUCAUCAUCAUCUACUCUAUCAAAUAAACCAAUUAAUACAUUAUGUUCAUUGAUGCGAAAUUGGAGACUUGGUCGUUCAAUUGAACCAAUAGUAGAAAAAGAAGAACAAAAUUCACAUAAUUCAUCAUUAUCUUUAGGUAACGAUGAAUUGAAUUCUAUUUACAAAGGUGGAGAUAAUGAUGAUGAUGAUGAUGAUGAAGAAGAGGAAUGUGACGGUUUAGUGACAUCAUCAACUCCAGAUAAUCAUAUCGAUAUAAAAGAGUUAAAUAAUCAUCAUAAUGAUAGUGAUUCUACUUCCAAACAUCUUAACUAUUGUGAAAUAAAUGAUAAUGAAAUGAACGAUAGUCGACUAAUGAAAGAGGGUGUUCAUUCAACAAAUCAAUUCCGGAAUAUCCUAGAAGAUGUUAAAUUCUAUAGAUUAGUUUCACGAUCAGCAACAUGGGAUGGAUGGAUGAAGCUGACAACUAAUACUAAACAAGAAAUUCAAUCACAAACAAUAACGCAACAAGAUAAGCAUAAUACCGAGAAUGAUAAUCAUGAAUUGAAGAAUGAUUCAAAUAUUAUUGUGAUGACAGCAUUUUAA